Messenger RNA from Haliotis rubra (blacklip abalone), 2203 nucleotides. RefSeq lists its product as uncharacterized. The transcript is spliced from 4 exons. The coding region runs from base 50 to 1633 and encodes 527 amino acids. Lineage: Eukaryota; Metazoa; Mollusca; Gastropoda; Lepetellida; Haliotidae. The record is from RefSeq and is a predicted model, not a curated record.
UAACAGUUGUGAGUUUGAUGUGCAAAAUGUCGAGUGACCUAGGAAUGAAAUGAGUGUAGUGUUUCCACACAGAAGGAGAGAAUUCUUGGCUCCGUCUAAAGCCCUCCAAGAUCUGAAAGAAAAACUCGGUCCUGUAUAUUUUGAUGCGAAAUUGAUUGAAUGUCCUCAAAAUGCAGUUGAACUCGCAAAGCUGUUACAAAAGUUGGAAGAGCUUGAUAAACAGAAAUUCAAGAAGUUGUCCGAAAAGUCCAGGGAACAAAGAGUUUUACAGAAUUCCUUAUCUUCAAGGUAUGUCAACGUCAAGGACGCGUCUUCUGUCUCCUUGCUGUCUUCCUCCUCAUCGGUCAAGAGUUUCUCUGAGAUCAUCGACCAGAAGAAACUACCACCUGGCUUCCGAUUCCACGCAAAUGGUGACCCGAAGUCGGGGGUCAUGGUGCAGGACGGAGACGCUGUCGACUCCAGGACAUCCAUCACGUCACGGUUCGCGCUUUCAGAGAAGAAGGAUAACACCUGGAGAGAUGAUGACGCUGUCGACGUCGACGAUGACAAACAGGACGGUGAAGCAUCUGCAGAGAGCAAGCCACGUGACCCGGGGUAUGAAGAGAUUGAUUAUAGUCAUGAAAUUGAAGAACUGGAGAUGGUCAUCAUGCAGUUGGAAGCGCAGCUGAUCUCUCAGUCAGACAAAUCCACAGUCUCGGACGACGAAACAGUGUCAUCUAAACACAACUUCCUCCGCGCCCACUCCCACUCCGGGGAAAUCUUCGAGUCGUGCCUGAACCGGACGUCCGCCAACUAUGCCUAUGAUCCCGAACAACAGUCCCGACGGGACAAACGGAAUGUCAGUCAGCCAGCCGUCACUAGAUUCAAGCCAUCAGUAGCGAAGACGUCAGGGUGUCUUGCGUGCCAGUUUAAGCUGAAGCAUGUAGGCAACGAGUUCUUCAAACCAAAGGACAAGUGCUUCACAAAGGAGAGAUGGCAUAUCGCACCAUCAGGCUGUUUUGUCGCCAGCCCCAACAUUUCAGCCACAUCCAGUCUCAGACUCAUAGAGCAGACCCAGCAAAGUUGUGAGUCAAAUCAACUGUCGGGACCUUCCAGUAGACAGCCCAUCAAGAUACUCCCAAGACGACAUGAGAGCUCCCCCUUAUUCAGCAACGACAUCAGUUUGACGACGUCCGACAAGUCACCAAGAAAGCGCCGAGACGGAACCCGGUCUCACACAAGCAGCAUGACGUCCAACAUGUCCUCCGGAAGGCACCUGGACGGAACGGUGUCUCAUACAAGCAGCAUGACGUCCAGGGUGCUCUCGGGAAGGCGCCUGGACGACGCCCAGUCUCACACAAGCGGCGGCCAGGCGCCCCGCAGGCUGCCAGAGGGUUUUCUAGAUCGAGCCGAGUCUAACACCAGUAGACGGGUGUUGUCGAAGGACCUGAGUCGGGGCUCAUCCACCUUUGGUUCAACGUCAAGUGACCGUAGAUUCUUGUCACCACUACAGAAGGAGUCGAAGAUGCAGAUACUCCGGUCACAAGCGGUACGGGACACACACGACUGCCAGCAAAAAGUUGAUGCUUUCAUAGACAACCUGAAAAGUCACAACAAACUGACUAAAUCCAAACACCGCUGGGAAUACAGCUGACGUCCGACAUCCAACGACGCUCAACACACAACCAUUGGGUAUGCUGGUCACACACCAGUCGUAUUCAGACGGCGAUCUGAACUGGAAUAUUGGCGUUAACCAGCUGAAAUUAGGGCAUGCAGCAUUGUUUAUGUGGGUUAUCUAGCGGGAUAGACUGGCUUUGCGCCUUGUUUACACGACGCUAGGUCACGAGGUUCUGUCUCUACGACUGGAGUCAUCUGGUAGCAUGCAUGUCAAAUGAAGUCACUGGUGUCAAUAGUUACAAUAAAUUAGUUUUUAUUUGGGGGGAUUUCUGAGGGUUUUUCUGAUUGCAAUCGUCGAAAACAUAAAAUAGAGUACUGUUAGUUUCAACAUGAUGCAGAAGAUAGAAUAUAACCUGAGAAACGUUUUAUGAAGUAUUUUAGUCGAAUAAAAUGUAAUAAAUGUUUAAAUCAUUUCCUUCGAACGAUCAAACAAGGAGAAAUAAAAAGAGUCUUGUUUCUCGAGAUUAUUUGCAGUGGUAAUUCAAAAUACGCCAAUGAUUUGAAUAUAUUUUAUGAAUUCUAUUUUGGAAACAAAAAAAUGCUUCUA